AUGUCGUCCUGGACGAGGUGGCAUGGACCCGCCAUGGUGCUGUUCUGGGGCUUCUGCUGGCUAGUUGUGGGCUUCUGGAGGGCUGCGCUCGCCUGCCCCACAUCCUGCAAAUGCAGCGCCUCUCGGAUCUGGUGCAGCGACCCUUUUCCGGGCAUCGUGGCAUUUCCGAGGUUGGAGCCUAACAGUGCAGAGCCUGAGAAUAUCACCGAAAUUUACAUUGCAAAUCAGAAAAGAUUAGAAGUCAUCAACGAAGAUGAUGUUGAAGCUUACAUGGGUCUGAAAAAUCUGACCAUUGUGGAUUCUGGGUUAAAAUUUGUGGCUUAUAAAGCAUUUCUGAAAAACAGCAACCUGCAGCACAUCAAUUUCACCCGAAAUAAACUGACACACUUGUCCAGGAAACAUUUUCGUCACCUUGACUUGUCUGAGCUAAUUCUGGUGGGCAAUCCAUUUACAUGCUCCUGUGACAUUAUGUGGAUCAAGACUCUCCAGGAGACUAAAUCCAGUCCAGAAACUCAGGAUUUGUACUGUUUAAAUGAAAACAGCAAAUAUAUUCCCCUGGCAAACCUGCAGAUCCCUAAUUGUGGUUUGCCAUCGGCAAAUUUGGCUGCACCUAACCUUACUGUGGAGGAGGGAAAGUCUAUCACGCUAUCUUGCAGCGUGGCAGGUGAUCCAGUUCCUAAUAUGUAUUGGGAUGUCGGUAAUCUGGUUUCCAAACAUCUGAAUGAAACAAGCCACACACAGGGCUCCUUAAGGAUAACUAACAUUUCAUCCGAUGACAGUGGAAAGCAGAUCUCUUGUGUGGCAGAAAAUAUUGUAGGAGAAGAUCAAGAUUCUGUCAACCUCACUGUGCAUUUUGCACCAACUAUCACAUUUCUCGAAUCUCCAACCUCAGACCACCACUGGUGCAUUCCAUUCACUGUGAAAGGCAACCCCAAACCAACGCUUCAGUGGUUCUAUAAUGGGGCAAUAUUGAAUGAGUCCAAAUACAUCUGUACUAAAAUACAUGUUACCAAUCACACGGAAUACCACGGCUGCCUCCAGCUGGAUAAUCCUACCCACAUGAACAAUGGGGACUACACUCUAAUUGCCAAGAAUGAGUAUGGGAAGGAUGAAAAACAGAUUUCUGCUCACUUCAUGGGCUGGCCUGGCAUCGAUGAUGGUGCAAACCCAAAUUAUCCUGAUGUGAUUUAUGAAGAUUAUGGGACUGCAGCCAAUGACAUCGGGGACACCACAAAUAGGAGUAAUGAAAUCCCUUCCACAGAUGUGGCUGACAAGGCUGGUCGGGAACGUCUCUCGGUCUACGCUGUGGUGGUAAUCGCAUCUGUGGUGGGGUUCUGUCUGCUGGUGAUGCUGUUCCUGCUUAAGUUGGCAAGACACUCCAAGUUUGGCAUGAAAGAUUUCUCAUGGUUUGGAUUUGGGAAAGUUAAAUCAAGACAAGGUGUUGGCCCAGCUUCAGUUAUUAGCAAUGAUGAUGACUCUGCCAGCCCACUCCACCACAUCUCCAAUGGGAGUAACACUCCAUCUUCUUCAGAGGGCGGCCCUGACGCCGUCAUUAUUGGAAUGACCAAGAUCCCAGUCAUUGAAAAUCCCCAGUACUUUGGCAUCACCAACAGUCAGCUCAAGCCAGACACAUUUGUUCAGCACAUCAAGCGCCAUAAUAUUGUUCUGAAAAGGGAGCUAGGCGAAGGAGCCUUUGGAAAAGUUUUCCUAGCUGAAUGCUAUAACCUCUGUCCUGAGCAGGAUAAGAUCUUGGUGGCAGUGAAGACCCUGAAGGAUGCCAGCGACAAUGCACGCAAGGACUUCCACCGCGAGGCCGAGCUGCUGACCAACCUCCAGCAUGAGCACAUUGUCAAGUUCUAUGGCGUCUGCGUGGAGGGUGACCCGCUCAUUAUGGUGUUCGAGUACAUGAAGCACGGGGACCUCAACAAGUUCCUCAGGGCACACGGGCCGGACGCGGUGCUGAUGGCCGAAGGCAACCCACCGACGGAGCUGACGCAAUCGCAGAUGCUGCACAUCGCCCAGCAGAUAGCGGCGGGCAUGGUCUACCUGGCCUCCCAGCACUUCGUGCACCGGGACCUGGCCACGCGGAACUGUCUGGUCGGGGAGAACCUCCUGGUGAAAAUCGGGGACUUCGGCAUGUCCCGGGAUGUGUACAGCACCGACUACUACAGGGUCGGUGGCCAUACAAUGUUGCCCAUUCGCUGGAUGCCUCCGGAGAGCAUCAUGUACAGGAAGUUCACCACAGAGAGUGACGUCUGGAGCCUGGGGGUCGUGUUGUGGGAGAUCUUCACAUACGGCAAGCAGCCCUGGUACCAGCUAUCAAAUAACGAGGUGAUUGAAUGCAUUACUCAGGGCCGAGUCCUGCAGCGACCUCGAACAUGCCCCCAGGAGGUAUAUGAGCUGAUGCUGGGGUGCUGGCAGCGAGAACCCCAUAUGCGGAAGAACAUCAAGGGCAUCCAUACCCUCCUCCAGAACUUGGCCAAGGCAUCUCCGGUCUACCUGGAUAUUCUAGGCUAG
Molecule: messenger RNA, 2517 nt
Organism: Loxodonta africana (African savanna elephant)
Lineage: Eukaryota; Metazoa; Chordata; Mammalia; Proboscidea; Elephantidae
Gene: NTRK2
Product: neurotrophic receptor tyrosine kinase 2
Exons: 18
Coding region: 1-2517 (838 amino acids)
Biological process (GO): positive regulation of kinase activity; positive regulation of phosphatidylinositol 3-kinase/protein kinase B signal transduction; homophilic cell-cell adhesion
Cellular component (GO): plasma membrane; signaling receptor complex; axon terminus
Molecular function (GO): brain-derived neurotrophic factor receptor activity; axon guidance receptor activity; brain-derived neurotrophic factor binding
Source: RefSeq, a predicted model, not a curated record